Messenger RNA from Hirsutella rhossiliensis, 561 nucleotides. RefSeq lists its product as uncharacterized. Bases 1 to 561 code for a protein of 186 amino acids. The transcript is spliced from 2 exons. NCBI's taxonomy places the organism in Eukaryota, Fungi, Ascomycota, Sordariomycetes, Hypocreales, Ophiocordycipitaceae. The record is from RefSeq and is a predicted model, not a curated record.
AUGCGCGGCCUGAUGCGGGCCUCUGCUUCGAACCCUCUGCUUCGCCCACGCAUCGGGCUUCGCCACUCUUCAAGCGCCACCCCCGCGACCAUCGCCGACACGGGCUUCUGGAAAUCCCUGAUACCAAAGCCGCUGCGCAAGGAGAACCGCAAGGCCAGGGCGCAAGGCAGACCAAAGGAGUGGAACCCGGCGACAUAUUUUAUCGUCAUGUUCCUCUUUAUCGGCUCCAUGUCCAUCCAGAUGAUUACCCUGCGCAAGCAGAUGGACCAGCACACGCGCCAGUCGGCCGUGCGCAUCGGACUGUUGCGCGACGUGGUCGAGAAGAUACGCAAUGGCGAAGAGGUGGAUGUUGAGAAGGUACUGGGCACUGGCGAUGCCCAGAGAGAGGCGGACUGGGAAGAGAUGUUGCAGGCCAUUGAACAAGACGAAGCCAUGCGCAAGCCCCAGAAACAGGAGAAGCCAUCAUCGGAGUCGCGCGAGAUCAAGACCGACCCGCAAGCGGCUACAUCCGAGCCGCAGCCCUCGAAAACGAAGACGGCUAGUCUCGGCAGUUUCUUCUAA